GGCCGGGAGGGGCAGGCGUGCACCGUGCAGUCCCCGCGCAGGACGCAGAGGAAACUUUGAAUGCGCCGCGUUAGGAGGGACCACCUCCUUGGCCUGGAACACACCAUGUUUGCCGAGCAGGCUGCCCAGAGGGCCCACACGCUGCUGUCCCCGCCGUCAGCCAGCAACGCCACCUUUGCCCGAGUGCCCGUGGCGACUUACACCAACUCCUCCCAGCCCUUCCGGCUGGGGGAGCGCAGCUUCAGCCGGCAGUAUGCCCACAUCUAUGCCACCCGCCUCCUCCAGAUGAGGCCCUUCCUGGUGAGCCGGGCCCAGCAGCAGUGGGGCAGUGGGGUCCUGGUGAAGAAGCUGUGUGAGCUGCAGCCCGAGGAGAAGUGCUGUGUGGUGGGGACCCUCUUCAAGGCCAUGCCGCUCCAGCCCUCCAUCCUGCGGGAGGUCAGCGAGGAGCACAACCUGCUCCCCCAGCCCCCCCGGAGCAAGUACAUCCACCCCGACGAUGAGCUGGUCCUGGAAGAUGAAUUGCAGCGAAUCAGACUGGAAGGCACCAUCGAUGUGUCCAGGCUGGUCACAGGGACGGUGCUGGCCGUGCUGGGCUCUGUGAGAGACGACGGCAAGUUCGUGGUGGAGGACCAUUGCUUCGCAGGGCUGGCUCCUCAGACGCCUGCACCACCCCUUGACCUGGACAGGUUUGUGCUGCUGGUGUCCGGUCUGGGCCUGGGUGGAGGCGGGGGUGAGAGCCUGCUGGGCACCCAGCUGCUGGUGGACGUGGUGACGGGGCAGCUGGGGGACGAGGGGGAGCAGUGCAGUGCCGCCCACGUGUCCCGCGUCAUCCUCGCUGGGAACCUCCUCAGCCACAGCACCCAGAGCAGGGAUUCCAUCAACAAGGCCAAGUACCUGACCAAGAAAACCCAGGCUGCCAGCGUGGAGGCCGUCAAGAUGCUGGACGAGAUCCUCCUGCAGCUGAGUGCCUCGGUACCUGUGGACGUGAUGCCAGGCGAGUUUGACCCAACAAACUACACACUCCCCCAGCAGCCCCUGCACCCCUGCAUGUUCCCACUGGCCACCGCCUACUCUACGCUACAGCUGGUCACCAACCCCUACCAGGCCACCAUCGACGGAGUCAGGUUCCUGGGCACAGCGGGACAGAACGUGAGUGACAUUUUCCGGUACAGCAGCAUGGAGGACCACCUGGAGAUCCUGGAGUGGACCCUGCGUGUCCGCCACAUCAGCCCCACAGCCCCUGACACCCUGGGUUGCUACCCUUUCUACAAAAGCGACCCAUUCAUCUUUCUGGAGUGCCCGCACGUCUACUUUUGUGGCAACACCCCCAGCUUUGGCUCCAAAAUCAUCCGAGGCCCCGAGGACCAGACGGUGCUGCUGGUGGCUGUGCCGGACUUCAGUGCCACGCAGACGGCCUGCCUGGUGAACCUGCGCAGCCUGGUCUGCCAGCCCAUCAGCUUCUCGGGCUUCGGCGCCGAGGACGACGCCCUGGGAGGCCUGGGUCUGAGCCCCUGAGUCGUGGAGGCGGCCUCUGCCCCUGCUGGGCCAGCACGGAGCCCCUGAGUCGUGGAGGCGGCCUCUGCCCCUGCUGGGCCAGCACGGAGCAGCUUGUCUGUAAAUAAACCUGACGGCUAACUGGU
Messenger RNA from Myotis brandtii (Brandt's bat), 1640 nucleotides. It is a transcript of the gene POLD2, whose product is annotated as polymerase (DNA directed), delta 2, accessory subunit. The record is from RefSeq and is a predicted model, not a curated record. Lineage: Eukaryota; Metazoa; Chordata; Mammalia; Chiroptera; Vespertilionidae. Gene Ontology annotation, molecular function: DNA binding. The coding region runs from base 61 to 1515 and encodes 484 amino acids. The transcript has 11 exons. Gene Ontology annotation, biological process: DNA strand elongation involved in DNA replication; DNA replication. Gene Ontology annotation, cellular component: delta DNA polymerase complex.